AUGGCUUCUCCGUUUACCAUCACCGAUAUCGAGUCCGAACUCUCUUGCCCGGGAGCUUCUUCUUUUGUGGAAAUACAGCUCAAUGAUCUCUCAGAUUUUCCACUGGCCAAUACGUAUCCUGACAGAAGACCACCUCCAGCAAUCGUUCCAUCGAAAUAUCGCAACUACGCUGAGCAGCUUCGUGAUUUUGUGGUUUAUGAAGACGAUGUUUGGAUCAUUACUUUUCCGAAAUGCGGAACGACCUGGACACAGGAGAUGGUUUGGCUGAUUGAUCACGAUCUGGACUAUCAAACGGCACGGGAAGUGAACCUCAACACUCGAUCCGUUUUCCUAGAGAUCGGUGCCAUCGCUGACCAGCUAAACGUCAACACUAUCACGGCAGCAAGCAACAUGGAUCGGCCACGGCACAUAAAGUCUCACCUUCCAAUGGCGCUGCUGCCUCGUCAACUAUGGACGGUGAAACCUAGAAUUGUUUACGUAUCCCGAAAUCCAAAGGAUGUAGCAGUGUCCUAUCUUCACCACUACCAAAUGAUCAUGGGCUAUCGUGGCUCGAAGGAAUCUUUUCUUGAGGGGUUUUUACAGGAUCGGGUUAUGUUUUGUCCUCAGGUGCAACAUGCACUCGAUUUCUGGGCUUUGAAAGAUGAACCCAACGUCCUAUUUCUUACAUAUGAAGCCAUGAAACGGGACCUACGAAACGUUUUAACAAAAGUAUGCCAGUUUUUCCAAAAAUCUUAUUCCGAUACUCAGCUCGAUGCGCUGGCUCUACAUUUAUCAUUCGAUCAAAUGAAGAAAAAUCCAUCAACUAACAACGACCAGAUGGUGCGCGGCGCGAUGAAAAUGAAUGGUCGAGAAGGGGAAAAAUUUGAAUUUAUGAGGAAAGGAAUAGUCGGAGACUACAAAAAUGAGUUAUCAGAGGAGUACAUUUCAAAAUUAAAUCAAUUCAUAGAGCAACAACUUGCAGGAAGCGAUUUCAAAUAUGACAUGUAA
Anopheles nili is the source of this 987-nucleotide messenger RNA. Its product is annotated as luciferin sulfotransferase-like. The record is from RefSeq and is a predicted model, not a curated record. Bases 1 to 987 code for a protein of 328 amino acids. Gene Ontology annotation, cellular component: cytoplasm. Gene Ontology annotation, molecular function: sulfotransferase activity. Gene Ontology annotation, biological process: sulfation. The transcript has 5 exons. NCBI's taxonomy places the organism in Eukaryota, Metazoa, Arthropoda, Insecta, Diptera, Culicidae.